Liolophura sinensis is the source of this 6168-nucleotide messenger RNA. RefSeq lists its product as uncharacterized. Lineage: Eukaryota; Metazoa; Mollusca; Polyplacophora; Chitonida; Chitonidae. The record is from RefSeq and is a predicted model, not a curated record. Bases 566 to 4549 code for a protein of 1327 amino acids. The transcript has 16 exons. Gene Ontology annotation, molecular function: ATP binding; protein tyrosine kinase activity. Gene Ontology annotation, biological process: protein phosphorylation.
UUUGUUGUCCUUUCUUUAACCUGAGAAGAGCACUGGACGAUGAACUUCCUGUUUUGAAUGCAAAACAAAAAUCAGGAUAAAUCAGGUAAUUGACUAUAAUUUAAAUCUUGCCUCGGGGAAAAUGAUAUUGGGGUUCCUGACCCCACCUGGAAGCAUCAAACGAAGUUGUCGUGUUUAACUGGUGUUAAAGAGGGCCUUGAGAUCCGUCAUAGGCCUAAUAUCUGUUGAAGUAGUCAGUCACACAGACGAGAUGGAAUAUUUUUCACCUGACGUAAACAUAGCGCCAUGCCAGAGUGCAUGUGAUACACUGGGCUUCGAGAUUUAGUGGCUCUGACAUACUUCUUCAUGUAGGUAGAACAUCGAAAAAGGGGCUUACCCAUGGCAAUCCCAUAACUUUUUUAUAACUGAUCUUGGAGAUUUUCAUACGAAAUCCUGCGGAACAUUAUUUUGCCUGUGGCUAUGUGGACAGAGCUGCGAGAGAUGCGAGAUCGAAAUUUUCUCGAACCACACCAGUCCCGAUAACGAAUCGAUACGCACAUCUUGACGUGGCAGAUUUAUCUACAAAAUGACAGAUGCGGAGGAAUACCGGUAUGGCGUUCACCUAGCUAAGUGCUCCAACUCCUCAUGCGCCUGUAUGCAUAUUCAGGAACGUUUACACGACGGCAUCAAAACACUGGGUGUGACAACGGUGGUGGGUGAUAGUGUAUACUCCAAGGCUGGGUCGCGAAGUGACGAAAUCCUCAAAUACGCCGGACAGAGUUUGUUUACAGUGAUUCCAGCAUGUCGUGACGCGACUGUGAGUUUCCAGUACUGCUUUACCAAAGCACCAAAGAGCCUCACUGGUCGAUUCGUUGUGGUAAUGUCGGAGCCAAUAAAAAUUCCACCAUUUCUAAAAGAUUUUAAUUGCAUUCCUCUUUACAAUGUUAAAGAAACGAACGAGUACACCAGUCUCAUAACCUGGUUUGACAAUAAUGUGACACCGUCGCUAAGAGUUACUCGCAGACCACCAGUUCGAGUCGUCCCUAAACCUGUGCCUGAUCGGCCCUCUCAGAUUGUAUCGGAGUACAGAAGACCAGAACCGUUACCUGGUGAACAUAGCGUCCAUUUGUCCGUGGAAAAUGAAAGUAGCACUUACACCUCCGACUCCCUGUCCACCCUUGGCACUGAAGGAAGAAACAAGUUUGUGUCUCUGCCAAGCCUAGAGAUCUUGGAGCAUCCGGACAGCGGACCAACUGCCCGUCAAUAUUGUACUGACAUAGAUGAUUGCCUUAGGACUGAGUUUAAAAACGAUCUACAAGAAGGGAGGUUCCAUUUGGUAUUUAACCACUGUGACUCAGCGGCAAAAAAACGAGAUGGGGUUCUCUACGCCUUGCAGACUUUUAACAAGCGCACGUUGCCUUUUCCAUUAUCCUACGCGGCCCAGCUUCUGAGAUGCAACCAGGAAAAUCUCCGGCUUCAUGGGCUGAGCUACAUCGAGUACAAACUUCUCAGAUGGGAUGCGUACCUGAAAAGCGGAGAGUUUGAAGACCUAAUGACACUGGAAGGUGAAUUGUUUGAAGUACUGGCGGAUCCAGGGCCCAUUGGGCAGUUCAAUAUUCCUCAGGUUUCGCAUAUCGCCGGGUUAUACAUGCUGUGUCUGGCUGUUAUUCGGGAUCAUUUUGAUCGUGACAAAACUGACCAACAUAAACGUUUCAAGAACUUUCUGAAGGAACGGCAAUUCCAGAUUGAUGAGGAAAAUGACCGAAACUAUUAUUACAAGGCCCUUCAGAUCAUUUUACGCGAGGCUUUUGAGAAGGGAAACAAAGGAAGUGUGGCCAGUAUUCUUCAGUUCAAGACUACCUUGAGAGACUUUCAGAGAGACCACACCCAUGCGUCUCUUCAAGAUUUAAAGAAGGUUACAGAACGGACUCUGAGGCAAACUUCAAUGUAUAAAUUUCGAAAUCGUGAGGCCCGCAAGAUGGAACGGAUGUUAACGUACCAGGUCAUCGUAAGGGCCGUCGUCGCCUCGCUCAAGGACAAAUGUGGCACAGCUUCAGAAUCAGCCUACGACAGCCAUGAGAUAGAGUUGCAAUCCAACAGUGAUUUGCUGGAGCUCUUACAAUUCUUUUCCACACAAGGCAUCAAGGCAACGUCAGUCGUCUGGCAGGAACAAUUCAAACAAGAGCUCUGUCCACUGCUGUUUCACGACAGUGCAAAAAUUGUGAAGUGUAUUCGCCAGAUCGUGCAGUAUCCAGUUAUGUCGCCGAAAGAAAGAGAGCACCUGCUUCUAGGGCACUUCUUGGAGCUGUUCUCCACGGUGGGUCUUGAAUGGAGAGGCGCCUACUCUGGUGAGCUAAGUAAGGCCGAAAAGUGUCAACGAUGGAAACACUACAUAGGCAAGAUUGGGGGCAGCAGGAAACCUGCUGGUGCACUUGUUUCUAUCAUUUUCAACGGUUACUCACCCAGCGAUGACUGCUCAGAAAUGUACAACUACGGCCUUGAUGGAGAUAGAAAACGUAGAACCGAAUGUGAAAUCCUUGGACAUCUGGGAGAAAGCAGUUUGAUUCUUCAGCUUUACGCUGUUAAUUCCUCCUCGGGUAAGUUUUUGUACGUUAUGGAAAUGCCGCCCGGUGGACCUUUGCAAAAGUUCCUCUUAGAACGACGCUCACAGAAAAACUGGCUCUUAUUGCAGGAGUUGAUAGACAUUGCAGUACAAGUGAUCUGUGCCAUCGAAUACUGUCACAGAAAACAGAUCAUUCACCGAGACAUCAGGACUGAGAACUUUCACUACUGUAAGGCUGACCGCACCUUGAAGCUCGAUAACUUUGGGAUCGCCAGUCACUUUCAUGGUCCGGACGUCACCGACGUGAAUGCAGAUGAGAUUGCAACAUUAUGGUCAAGCCCUGAAACACUGAGGGACAAGAGAACUUCGACGAGUUCUGACAUUUGGAUGCUGGGCCAAACACUGUAUGAGUUGUUCAUGCAUGGCAGCUGGCCGUACUCUCCUCGGUUGAUGACUUUUCCAUAUGAAAAAGUUAUUUAUUGGAUCGCAUACAAAGGAAUCAAGCCCUUUGAAUCAUCAGGAUGCAUUCCUCCUGAAAUUUGUAGAGCGAUUCUCACCUGCUUGGAAAUGGAAGAAGCCGAGAGACCAACAGCCACGAGCCUGCUUUCGCACUUUGGGGAUAUGCAGUCUGAGUAUCACAAUAAUGAGGUGCAGAUCCCUCAUGUGAACAUGGAGCAGCUGCCUUACCCGCGUCUGUGUAAGUUUCAGGUUGAUCGAGCAUCAAAGGCAAUUAAGGGAAUCCCGCCUGAACUGUCUUUUCCUGAUUCACCAGACGGCAUAGAGGAACAUUUCGAGCCAGACCACUGGGAAACUGACUUCAUUGAAGACGAUGAUCCAGAGUUUUCAAACCUGACUGUCAAGACCGUUACGCACGAGAGUCCGUUGUAUCAGCAUACAACAGAAGAAGUGAAGACUCUGUCAGGUCCAAUUUCUGGUCUUAUUCGACUCACAGCGCACACAAGGCAACAAGAAGAAACAGUUAUGGAGUCCGAAUGGAGCUGUCCAAACCCUGUAUUUCUCAGUCAGUACGUAACCAGGGCAAUUGACAGAGAUGACUCGUUCAUUGAUGAAGUUAUCCAGAUCUUCAGGGACGUAACCAAAACUCUGACAGAACUCCACAAGAACCGAUGCAUUCACCGAGACAUCUGCGCCAAGCACAUUCUGGUUGACCCACAAAGCGGACAAGCCUGCGUGUACAGAAUAGCGCGGGUAAAGCAAAUCAAAAGGAAGCAUGGAGUCAAAGUUGAAGGUUUCAAAGAAAACUGGUCAACUCAUGAAAAAUUCUUCAAGCGAGUUAGAUGGUUUCCAGUAGAAGUGCUACAAGACGCAUACUACUCAUUUAAAGGGGACGUGUACAUGUUGGCAAUAACAAUCUGGGAGACGUUCAACAUCAUCAACCGAGUAAGACAGAGGCGCUCAUUAACCCUCCCAUUUAGCACCAUCUCAAAAGAUAAGCUAUCUGGUCAUUUAGCCAAAGGCGCUAUUCUGCCUUCCCCCGGGACCUGCUGCCCUAACUGGCUGUAUGACGUUAUGAAGGAGUGCUGGAGCACUUCACCUGCGGCUAGACCAACAAUGGCGCAUGUCAACUUGUGCUUAGAAAGAAGGGAAUAUAUCCCAUCAUUUGAGUUCAAACGACGAACGGAUCUUAACAAGAACAGGAAAGCAAGCUGUUUUCCGCAGGGAGGUAGUAUGUGGUUUGACGGCGAGGAUACAGUGCCUAAGAGACCUUACACAGUAGACUUUACCCUCUGCCGCGAACCCUGGGUCAACGACCCAAGCAAUCGCUUCACGAACGUUCCAAGGCAAAUGUGCAACAGGGUCGCAAAGACUUUAGCAAAUAUUCCACCAGUUGAUUCCAUUCCACAGGCGAAUAAGGGGGAUCACAUGUAUGAACAGUUGAUUCCAUACGAUCCCACUGUACAGCUGGAGGCCGAGUCGGAUGCCGCGGUGUAUGACGAUAUCCCGUCAUACCAUGGGAGCAGUAAUGCUAUGCUGCAUUAUGAGUAGUUACUUGUUACAGCCUAAUAUAAUACUAGGUCGUUUUCAGAGGCGUGGACAAACAUCUGAAAUAAGCUCAAUACGCAGCAUGAAUAUUAACAGCAUUAACUGGUGUUAACACCCAUAUAUGCCCAUGACGACAGCAACAUAACGAGAGAGCAGGGACAAACAUCUGUUCACACAUAACCAGCCACGACCAUGCUACAACUACCAUCUGUUCACACAUAACCCACCACAAUCGUGCUACAACUAGCAUCUAUUCACACAUAACCAGCCAUGACCGUGCUACAACUAGCAUCUGUUCACACAUAACCAGCCAUGACCGUGCUACAAGUGACAUCCGCGGCACUAAAAAUAUUUCACUUAUAUGAUGUAAUUAAGACAUACAGCAUAGAGAGAAGAACUGCUGUAUCGGCAUCGACCCGUGUCAGAACAACCAUUUAGUCAAACAUAACUAACAGCGACUAUGCCAUAACAUCAACUUGGUCACACAUAACUAACAACGACUAUGUCAUAAAACAACCACUUGGUCACACAUAACUAACAACGACAAUGUUAUAACAACCACUGGUAACACAUAACUAACAACGACAGUGUUAUAACAACCACUUGGUCAAACAUAACUAAAAACGACUAUGUCAUAACAACCUCUUGUUCACACAUAACUAACAACGACUAUGUGAUAACAACCACUUGGUCACACAUAACUAACAACGACUAUGUGAUAACAACCACUUGGUCACACAUAACUAACAGCGACUAUGUCAUAACAACCACUUGAUCAAACAUAACUAAAAACGACUAUGUCAUAACAACCUCUUGUUCACACAUAACUAACAACGACUAUGUGAUAACAACCACUUGCUCACACAUAACUAACAGCGACUAUGUCAUAACAACCACUUGAUCAAACAUAACUAAAAACGACUAUGUCAUAACAACCUCUUGUUCACACAUAACUAAGAACGACUAUGUCAUAACAACCACUUGGUCACACAUAACUAACAACCACUAUGUGAUAACAAUCAUUUGGUCACACAUAACUAACAACAGUUUUAUAAUCACCAUUUAGUCAAACAUAACAGCAACAAUGUCAUAACAAUCACUUGGUCACACAUAACUAACAACGACAGUGUUAUAACCACCACUGGGUCACACAUAACUAACAACGAUAACGCCAUUACAACUAUCUGACCAAAUACAACCAGCAAUGACAGUGUCAUAACCAUGCAAAACAAAGAACCACCGUGUCAUGACCACCAUUUGAUCACACAUGACCACCAACGAAGCAACAUUAAGUGGAAAUAAGCAAGAUAGAUAUGAGUGGAGUUUACAAAAGUCAUGGAAUUGAUCCUCCUAUAUAAUCCUUUCUCCACCAGCAAAUACGAUAAUCCACUGGUAUUUCUGCGGGUAUAUAUGUUUUUUUUUGUUUUUUUUUCAAAUAUCCAGGUCUACUUGUUACAUAAGUUACAAGAUUCGACUUUCGUAUAUAUUUACUUUUCUACCAAAUUCGGUAUUUCUGUGUCGUAUAUAUUUACUUUUCUACAAUAUUCAGAAUAUCGCUGAAAAAUGAAAACGUUUGUACAUAAAUUCAUGUGGUAAAUUCAUUUUUGCAAUAAAACCAUCGU